AUGGGCGCCUAUCUCUAUGGGCGCCUAUCUCUAUGGGCGCCUAUCUCUAUGGGCGCCUAUCUCUAUGGGCGCCUAUCUCUAGGGCGCCUAUCUCUAGGGCGCCUAUCUCUAUGGGCGCCUAUCUCUAUGGGCGCCUAUCUCUAUGGGCGCCUAUCUCUAUGGGCGCCUAUCUCUAUGGGCGCCUAUCUCUAUGGGCGCCUAUCUCUAGGGGCGCCUAUCUCUAGGGGCGCCUAUCUCUAUGGGCGCCUAUCUCUAUGGGCGCCUAUCUCUAGGGGCGCCUAUCUCUAUGGGCGCCUAUCUCUAGGGCGCCUAUCUCUAGGGGCGCCUAUCUCUAGUGGCGCCUAUCUCUAUGGGCGCCUAUCUCUAGGGGCGCCUAUCUCUAUGGGCGCCUAUCUCUAUGGGCGCCUAUCUCUAUGGGCGCCUAUCUCUAUGGGCGCCUAUCUCUAUGGGCGCCUAUCUCUAUGGGCGCCUAUCUCUAGGGGCGCCUAUCUCUAG
Molecule: messenger RNA, 495 nt
Organism: Closterium sp. NIES-65
Lineage: Eukaryota; Viridiplantae; Streptophyta; Zygnematophyceae; Desmidiales; Closteriaceae
Source: the annotation of a GenBank genome assembly